Mugil cephalus (flathead mullet) is the source of this 7223-nucleotide messenger RNA. It is a transcript of the gene rasgrf1, whose product is annotated as Ras protein specific guanine nucleotide releasing factor 1. The coding region runs from base 593 to 4363 and encodes 1256 amino acids. Gene Ontology annotation, cellular component: plasma membrane. The record is from RefSeq and is a predicted model, not a curated record. NCBI's taxonomy places the organism in Eukaryota, Metazoa, Chordata, Actinopteri, Mugiliformes, Mugilidae. The transcript is spliced from 26 exons. Gene Ontology annotation, biological process: Ras protein signal transduction; positive regulation of GTPase activity. Gene Ontology annotation, molecular function: guanyl-nucleotide exchange factor activity; protein binding.
CCUGAUUCAUGUUUGUUUUUCCGUCUCCGUUGAAUGCGCGUUAUUCUCCAUUUUCCUCUCACGUCCCCAGCAGUCUACUUCUUGAGAGGAGACUCAACUCAUGCAGCAUCUUGUUGAGACGUCGCUGUCCAAGGUCCUGAAAUCUGCUUUCCCAAGCAUGCGUCAUGUGACUUCACCCAGCUCUGCCUAGCUCAGCACCAAGCCUACUGGUUUCUGGAGAUUUCAUGUGAGAAAAGGACAAACCUCGAACCCGUUUUCCUGCGCCCGAGACUCUUAUUUCUCUGCCUACUUUCCGUGCUUUUGCUUUUGUUUUUUGUUUUUUCCUGUUUUUUGUUUUUUUACACAAUCGGAUAAUGUGGACCUUCCAAGCGCACGGAGUAUGACAAAAGAUUUUAGGAUGCUGGACUUGUGCUCCCCGUUUUGUUCCUCUCUUUUUACUUAAAUGCCAACACGGUGAAUGCGUCGGACAGAGUGGACAAGCCUGCUGCCAGAGGUCCGCAUUCAGAAAGUCAACAUUUGAUAUUUCUCCGGAUCGACUUCAGAAGGAUGUAACGGCCGAUCCACCGUGUGCAGCUCAAGUGUCCUCAUCAAAAUGCAGAAGGGAAUACGACUUAAUGAUGGUCAUGUCACCUACCUGGGGCUUUUGGCAAAGAAGGAUGGUACGAGGCGAGGGUGCUUGAGCAAAAAGAGCUCAGACAACACGAAAUGGCACACAAAGUGGUUCGCUUUGUUGCAGAAUAUGCUGUUUUAUUUUGAGAACGAGUCCAGCUCGCGACCCUCAGGAUUAUACCUGUUGGAAGGAUGCAUAUGCGACAGGGCGCCUUCACCGAAACCUUCACUGUCAGCCAAGGAGUGUUUGGAAAAGCAGUACUAUUUCACAGUCAGCUUCACCCAUGAAAACCAAAAGGCUCUUGAGUUACGCACAGAAGAUGUAAAAGACUGCGAUGAAUGGGUGGCUGCAAUAUCACACGCCAGUUACAGAAACUUGGCCACUGAGCAUGAGACCCUCAUGCAGAAGUAUCUUCAUCUGCUUCAGAUUGUGGAGACGGAGAAAACAGUUGCUAAGCAACUUCGACAACAGAUAGAGGAUGGGGAAAUAGAGAUCGAAAGGCUCAAAUCAGAGAUCGCUGGGCUGCUCAAGGACAACGAGAAGAUCCACGCCAGCCCCGCGGCCGCCCCUAGCGAGGACGAUUCAGAAAUCAAGAAGAUCAAAAAGGUCCAGAGUUUUCUGAGGGGGUGGAUUUGCAGGAGGAAGUGGAAGACCAUCAUCCAGGACUACAUCCGCUCCCCUCACGCCGAGAGCAUGAGGAAGAGGAACCAGGUGGUGUUCAGCAUGUUGGACUCGGAGGCAGAGUACGUCCAGCAGCUUCAUAUCCUGGUGAACAACUUCCUGAGGCCGCUGCGCAUGGCGGCCAGCUCCAAGAAGCCACCGAUCACCCACGAUGAUGUCAGCAGCAUAUUCCUCAACAGUGAGACCAUCAUGUUUCUACAUCAGAUAUUUUAUCAAGGUCUGAAAGCCAGAAUAGCGAGUUGGCCGACAUUAGUGCUGGCUGACCUCUUCGACAUCUUGCUGCCCAUGCUGAACAUCUACCAGGAGUUUGUGAGGAACCACCAGUACAGCCUACAGAUCCUGGCUCACUGCAAGCAGAACCGAGACUUUGACAAGCUGCUUAAGCAGUACGAGGCCAAGCCCGACUGUGAGGAGAGGACCCUGGAGACCUUCCUCACCUACCCCAUGUUCCAGAUUCCUCGAUAUAUUCUCACACUCCAUGAACUCUUGGCCCACACACCCCAUGAACACAUAGAGAGAAACAGUUUGGACUAUGCCAAAUCUAAGCUGGAGGAACUUUCCAGAAUAAUGCACGAUGAAGUAAGCGAGACCGAGAAUAUCAGGAAGAACUUGGCAAUAGAGCGCAUGAUCGUGGAGGGCUGCGAGAUUCUCCUUGACACCAGCCAGACCUUUGUAAGACAAGGGUCCCUCAUCCAGGUGCCGAUGAGCGAGAAGGGCAAGAUCACCCGUGGGCGACUGGGCUCUCUGUCUCUGAAGAAGGAGGGGGAAAGGCAGUGCUUUCUCUUCUCCAAACAUUUAAUCAUCUGCACCAGGGGUUCCGGGGGAAAGCUUCAUCUCACCAAGAAUGGAGUAGUCUCACUUAUAGACUGCACUCUCAUGGAGGAUCCUGAGGGGACAGAUGAUGAGGCUAAAUCAGACAAGAGUGGCCAGGACAUGGAGCACCUGGACUUCAAGAUUGUGGUGGAGCCAAAGGACAGCCAGUCAUUCACAGUCAUCCUGGUUGCCUCCUCCAGGCAGGAGAAGUCUGCAUGGACCAGUGACAUCAGCCAGUGCAUAGACAACAUCCGCUGCAAUGGCCUCAUGAUGAACGCCUUUGAAGACAACUCCAAAGUCACAGUGCCACAGAUGAUCAAGUCAGAUUCAAGUCUGUACUGCGAUGAUGUGGAUAUCCGCUUCAGCAAGAUGAUGAACUCCUGCAAGGUGCUGCAGAUCCGCUACGCCAGCGUCGAGCGCCUGCUGGAGAGACUGACUGAUCUCCGUUUCCUCUCAAUCGACUUCCUCAACACCUUCCUGCACUCCUAUCGCGUGUUCACCACCGCUGAUGUGGUGCUAGAUAAACUCAUCACCAUCUACAAGAAGCCCAUCAGUGCCAUCCCUGCUCGGUCCCUGGAGUUAUUCUUUGCCAGCAGUCAAAACAGUAAACUCCUGUAUGGGGAGCCUCCCAGCUCCCCCAGGGCCAGCAGAAAGUUCUCCUCCCCUCCUCCUCUGGCUAUUGCCAAGAACUCAUCCCCAAACCGACGUCGCAAGCUCUCCCUCAACAUCCCCAUCAUCACUGGGGGCAAAGCUCUUGACCUGGCUGCCCUCAGCUGCUCCUCAAAUGGCUAUGCAAGCAUGUACUCCUCCAUGUCCCCAUUCAGCAAGACCACCUUGGACAUCAACAAACUCUACGUGUCCAGCCCCAUCGCAAGCAAGAUCUCAGACGAGGGAGAGGACAAGAAGGAGAAGGCGGAGGACACCUCGGCGUGCAAACAAGAUCUCUCUGUGCGAGAAGAAAGUGACAACGACCAAAACCAGAGUGAUGACGGGGACCCUGAAGCUUCUCCCACCAAGUCUCCGACCACGCCAAAAAAUGUCAAAUGCAAAAACUCAUCAGAAUUUUCCCUGUUUUCCUACAAUAAUGGUAUGGUGAUGUCCUCGUGCCGAGAGCUGGACAACAACCGCAGUGCCCUGUCUGCUGCCUCUGCCUUUGCUAUCGCUACAGCUGGAGCCAAUGAGGGUACACCUACUAAGGAGAAAUACCGUCGGAUGUCCCUCGCCAGUUCAGGUUUUCCAACAGAUCAGAGGAAUGGAGAUAAAGAGUUUGUGAUCAGACGAGCAGCAACCAACAGAGUCCUGAAUGUGCUGAGGCAUUGGGUAUCCAAACAUUCACCGGACUUUGAGAGUAACAACGAGCUGAAGACAAAAGUUAUCGCCUUCCUGGAGGAAGUGAUGCACGACCCUGAGCUGCUGACCCAGGAGAGGAAAGCCGCGGCCAACAUCAUCAGGACUUUAACUCAGGAAGACCAUGGUGACAAUCAGAUCACCCUAGAGGAUGUGACACAACUGGUUGGAGGAGGGAGAGCCGAGCCCUUUGAGAACCACUCGGCGUUGGAAAUCGCAGAGCAGCUCACUCUGCUGGACCACCUGGUGUUCAAGGUCAUCCCAUAUGAGGAGUUCUUUGGACAAGGUUGGAUGAAGAAUGACAAAAACGAGAAGACGCCGUAUAUCAUGAGGACAACCAAGCACUUCAAUGAUAUAAGCAACCUCAUUGCCACAGAGAUCCUGCACUGUGAGGACGUGGUCACUCGGGUGUCGGUCAUUGAGAAAUGGGUGGCUGUUGCCGACAUCUGCCGCUGUCUGCACAACUACAACGCUGUACUCGAGAUCACCUCCUCACUUAACCGCAGCUCUGUUUUCCGCCUCAAAAAGACCUGGCUCAAAGUGUCCAAGCAGACGAAAGCUCUGACCGACAAGCUGCAGAAGCUGGUCUCAUCCGAAGGAAGGUUCAAAAACCUGAGAGAGGCUUUGAAGAACUGUGAUCCCCCAUGCGUGCCCUAUCUGGGGAUGUACCUCACGGACCUGGCUUUCAUCGAGGAGGGAACGCCAAACUACACAGAAGACAACUUGGUCAACUUCUCAAAGAUGAGGAUGAUUUCUCACAUCAUCAGAGAAAUCAGACAGUUUCAGCAAACAGCGUAUAAGAUCGACCUGCAACCAAAGGUAGCCCAGUAUCUGCUGGACAGGAGCUCGGUUCUGGAUGAAGAAAGCAUGUACGAAGCCUCUCUCAGAAUUGAGCCUAAAGUGCCCAACUGAUGGGGAAGGUGGCCCUCCACAUUAUUUUAUUGUUAAUACUACACAUCACUUAACACACACAUCGACAUUUUGUAUAGUUGUACAUGUUUCAGAUAUUUGCUCUUCUGUACAGUAGAUGUUUAAGGUUAUUUAAUGACACGAAACAUUUUAGUGUAUAUUUUUUGUUUGUUGCCAUUGCCAUGACGACAACUGCUUAAAGGAUUUUUUUUUUAAUUAUUAUUAUUUCUUUUGGGUGUUUCAACAACAACAAUAAUAAUAAUACUAAUAAUAAUAGAGGUCACUUUAGUUGCAUGCAACUGUGUCUUCUUAGUGACCAAUGACAUUAUUUUGUCAUACUGUGUCGAAUUUGCACUUUCUGAGCACUCGUGCUGCUGGCCGUUGUUCUCUUGGCUUGAGUUUUAUUGAUGACCGAGUUUCUCUGCAACCAAUGUAGCAUUGCAAAAACGAACUGCAUAAAAUCAGGUAAAAGAGCACAGAGAAUAUACCUGUAUUCAAAGACAGGGAACAAUGAUCAGUGGAAAUGACAGUAUGGUAUCCAAAGCAUAAGUGUCUCUGUGCUUCCCAAACCAAAAUGAGAGGGGUUUGUUUCUUCAUUUCUGCUCGUCGCUCUAAAGACGGGGGUUCCCAACUGUUGUUGCACAACUUUCCCUAUUCUUGGAGUGACAGUGUUUCUGUGGACCAGCCAAGUGAAAGCAACUACAAACACAACAACACAACGACAAGUUCUGCGUCUUUUACUGAAUUAAAAUAAAUACAAUUUAUUAUCAUACCAUGACAUUUAGUGUACUAGCCAUGCAAGCAUGCUUGAGUUACGGCAAAAUGUAAAAUUCAGAUUUGAACGUGCUGAUGUCUAAUAGGCUACAUCGACUGACACCCAUCGCACCAUUGUUUAGCUUGUUCGCACCUUUAUUUCUCGUUAGCAUGCUCACGUUUGCUAAUUAACACUGAACCUUCAGCUCAAGCAUGUAACAUUUUGACUUGAUAAUGAAAAAAGGUGAAAAGGAUAAAGGAACGCCAAAGUAUUACCACGCAGCGUGGUACGCAGCAUCAUGUGCAAUGUUUCUAUUAACUACUAACUAUUUUUUAGACAUUUUGCUAAAAAUCACAACCUGAGGAGGAUGUCAGUAGUCUUUGGAUCCUAUAGAUGCAGUAUCUGGGUCACAUUUGUCAAAACGUACCAAAGUGGUUCAAAUAUUUCAGUCCAGACCAAAGCUGUGGUGCUGAUGGUCUAACAUUAUGGUCAUGUUGCACGGGCCAAAAUGUAACAACUGACUGCCAAGGAAGUGCAUUUAUAGAAAACUAUGAUUUUAGAUACCUCUUUUUUACUUAGCAGAAUAUGAGCCUGACAACAUGUCAUUUGGAUUUCAUUAUAGCUACAGAUACAGUUCUGAUCCAGAGAAAGAAAAAAAAACACUGGCUAGUCCUUCAGCUGAUCAGAGUAAUUGCUGUUUUAAAUGAAAUCAACUUAACGUCGUUCAGACGACUAAGUUGCUAUUACUCUUCUGUCCUUGACCACAUAAAACCCGACCAAAUGGCUUGAUUGUCCCGGCAGAUGUUUGUAGGGGCAUAACAAAUUUUAGGGAAAGUUCGGGUGGUCCAGUGAUAAAUGUGCCAAGGCCUGGUAACGGUCCACAGCCCGGGGGUUGGGAACCUCUGUUCUAAGCUACAUGUCAUCAUUAACCUAUGAUGUCUAUUUUUAUUUGUUGUAAUGCGAUGCACUCUUUUUGUAGCCCGUUGGCACAUGAGGUGCCUAAAGUUAGACUUACACACCUCAGCCCAUUUUAUAGAACCAGUUACAGGCUGUGUAUCAGCAUACAGAGAUAGAGAAGGUUUACAUCGUUUUAGUUUGGAGCCAUUUAAGGUGAUGGAUGAUAUGCCAAUACAGCACUUUGUCUAAGUUACUUUCUUUUCUGUUCAAUGCAAACUCAUGAAAAAAAACAAACAAACAAACAAACAAACAAAAAAAAAACAAUCCCAUGCAGUGGUAAGUGUUGUAACUUCAGGUUGGGGUUCUACUUCUGUAGAGUAAAAGGUUGUUGCUCUCCUGUAAUUAAAAGACAAUCUGUCCUUUUUGCUGUUCCAGUGAUUGUGGAACGUGACUGUAUAUCACUCUGUUAUAUGCAUUGCUGUUAAAAACUAUGAUAAAAUGUAUGUGAAUGACCUCUGCCUGCAGCAUUCAAACACUAUUUUUGUAGUAGUAUACGAGAGAGUGACCUGCUCUUUAUAUGAACAUGGGAAAGUAUUUUGUACUUUGUUGUUAAUUCACUUCACUGAGAUGUGCUGUACAUUUUGUACAUGCGACCCGGCAUAUUUCUCAAUGUGAAACCGUGUAAUCCUUUCAGAAACGAGUUGUAUCUCAAGCUUAACUCUAAAUGCUACAACAGUGUGGUCCUGAAACCAUGACUUAGAGGUAGGAGACAACUUCAAAGUGUUUUGCAUUUAUACUGUAAUCCUGUCUAUAACCAUUUCUGUUAGCAGGAAUAUAGUAACGUAGUGCUUAUUCUGUGAAUAUUUGUAUGUAUUUUUACUAUGUAUGUACAGUACACUUUUGAAGCUCAUGUGGUAGGCAUGCAACACCCUCACAGACAGAAUAAUACUAUAUACUUAUACUGUAUACACUUAUACAUGCACAUACUCUUAUAAGGUAUUUAAACAAAUAAACAUUUUGCUGUUAGCAAUACCCAGUGGUAUGAAAAUUAUCUUUCAACCCUCAUGUUUCCACAGCCUAACAAAUAUUCCCAGUUUUGUAAGAAAAAAAAAUAAACAGAAUAAAAGAUAUGAAGAUGAUAAUAACAACUAAUAAACAGAAAUAUGUUUCCCAGUUACCUCUUGCUAAUAAAUCCAUUUUAUCUCAGGGGCA